UUACCAGCAUCUGUGGGUUAAUCCAUUUGUAAUAGAAAAGAAUUAUAACUAGGAGAAAAAUGUCAAAUCUAAAAAUGAAAGAAGCAGCCCUUAUCUAUCUUGACAGAAGUGGAGGCCUCCAAAAGUUUAUAGAUGACUGCAAGUACUACAAUGAUUCAAAACAAAGUUAUGCUGUCUAUCGAUUCAAUAUUUUGAUAAAUCCCUCUGAUGUUGUUGAAUUGGAUGCUGAACUUGGAAAUCACAUUUUACACCAUCCUUUAAAAGCUGCACAAGUUUUUCAAUCAGUCUGUUUUAUUGCUAUUAAGACUCUCUCAUUAAUUGGACAAUUGCAGACUGAAACUCAAAUUAAUAUAGUGCUGAAAUUAACACAUUUACCUCCUCUGCCAAGUUAUGGUCUUGAUCUUUGUGAGUUUCCAUUUGAUUAUACAUCUCAGAGAUUUUAUAUGAUGCAAGGAAUUGUGAUUGCAAUGACAACUGUAACCAAGUAUUCACAAGGUGCAAGAUUUCUUUGUUCGGAUGAAGCAUGUCCUCUUUCGAAGGGAUUUCAGUAUAUAAGAGUACACAUGCCUGGUGCUACAGAAUCAUCAACAGUAAGAAAUGACUUUUUGUGUAAUCUUUGUUCAUCUUCACUUCAAGAAGACAGAAAAUUUAGAGUACUUGGUGAUAAACAGAUAGUUGAAAUAAUUACCACUAAAGUUCUUCAUGCUUUUCAAGGAUAUAUUAAAAACCAGCCAUUUAGGUUUCAAUCUCUUACAAUUUUUCUGAGAGAUGAAUUAGUAAACAAGAUGAAAAUGGGAAAUGAAUAUAAAAUUGUUGGAAUUCCAGUCUGUGUCAAAACCUCACAAACUUCUGUUUGUAUAGAAGCAAAUAGCAUCACUCUUUGUAAUCCAAAUGUUCCUUCAGGAAUUAGUGAUAACUUCAGAUGUCUUCUCUCCUUGACUUCCACCUCAUGCUGGAAAUUUACAGCAAUACUUGCCAAUAUCUUUGCAUCACAGAUUGUUCCUCCUGGUACUUACAAUUUGCUUAAACUCUGUUUGUUGCUGAGUCUAGUACAGCCAAGUGACCGUAACAAGGAGCUUGAAGAUUACUUGGAUAUUUUAAUUGUAACAAGUGAUACUAUACUUGUAGACAGACUUUUGAAUUUUAGCAUAAACCUUGUUCCCCGUGGUAUUCGUCAUCCUGUCUCUACUGAAAUUUUUCCUACUCUAUCCAAAAAUAAAUAUGGAACUGGAGCAGUUAGCAUUCAAGCAGGCAGUGCUUUGCUAGCUAAAGGUGGUAUCUGCUUUAUAGGAGACAUAGCGUCUCACAAAAAAGAUAAACUUGAACAACUUCAAUCAGUUCUAGAGAACAGAAGUAUUACAGUAUACAUUCCAGGAAAGAAGUUUGGGGAUGAUGCUGAUCAGCAAAUGACUUUUCCAGUUCAGUGCAGUUUUUGGUCUUUUGUUGAUAUGGAUUCAUCUUCCAGGAGAAAUGCACAGAAACCCAACACUCUAAUUGGUCAAAUGGAUUGCAGUUUGAUUCCAACUAACCUUGUAGACGCAUUUGGAUUAUUGAUAAACUGCAAUGAAUCAUCUCCUUGUCACCAACUUCUUCCUUCUGUGCAACAUGCUUUAAAGAAAGCUAUUGAUCCUGAAGGACUACUUUAUUUAGCUUCUAAACAGUUCACAACUGAAGAUUUUGAAAAGCUACUGGUUUUUGCAAAGAAUUUGAAUGUAGAAUUCAGCUUGGAGGCAGAAAGAAUGAUUCAUGGAUAUUAUCUAUCAAGUCGCAGAAUCCGAACAGACUCUAUAUAUGGAUCAAAAUUGUCAGCAUCUGCAUUAAAAUAUUUAGUUUCCUUAUCUGAAGCUCAUGCUCGACUAAGCGUAAGGAAUAAAGUACUCAAAGAAGAUGUACUAAUUGCAGCCUUAUUAUUUGAAACAUCUCUCACAUUGAAAUAUGGGGCCACUGUAUUUUGUGUUGCUCCAAAUGCAUUAUUCCCAUUUGAACUGUAUAAUGAAGAGUAUUUAGAGAAAAGAGAUCUCUACCUCACUCAAUGCCAGCAACAGCUCCAACAGUUCAUUGCCACAUGUGGACCUGGGACAGCUAUUUUCUCUAGUGAUGAAUAAGCAGAGAAAAAAAAUCUCUUUUUCAUUGCUAUUAUAAACAAUGGAUAGUUUUUAGUCUAGAGUGAUUUUGAAUGUUUUAGAUAAUAUACAGUAGUAUCUGGAUGUGUAAAAUGUACAAAAUUAACUAAAAGGAUACACACAAUUCAAACUUAAAAAAUAAUCUCAGCUGGGUAUAGUGGCUCAUUCCUACUGUAAUUCUAGCUACUACAAAGGCUGACAUUAAGACUGCAAUUCCAGGGCAUCCAGGGCAAAAAAUGUAUGACUAUUUCAAAAACCAGAGCAAGUCAAGCAAUGGUGGCUCAUGCCUGUAAUCCUAGCUACUCAGGAGUCAGUAAAGUCCAAGAGAUUAUAUACACAGGCACAGCAAAAAGGGACUGGUACCUUAGCUCUAGUGAUAGAGCAUGAAUUUGUGUUCAAGCCCUAGUACUUAGAAAAUUUGUGAUUCCAGUUAUCAGUGAAAAUGAAAAAUCCUAGUUGUCACAAGAUGGCAAUAAAACUACCUAUAUACUCUUUCUUGCCAAAUUGAUAAGUUACUGUAUUUACAUAGUCUGAAGCUUAAAAUGCUUUUAUACUUUGGCUUAUGUAAAUAGUUUAAGUCCUAAAUGGAGUCAGGGAAGCCUUGAAAUUGCCCAUGUUGAUUGAUUCUAAGUAGCUACAAGAGUCCAAAAGGCAAGAGACCGACUUGCAAAGUCAGUUAUAGAUGGGAUCUUACUGCUGCCGAGGGUAGAACUCCUUCGCUUAAGUCAUCUUCUUGCCUCCAAAUCUUAUCCCAACUAGCUAGACUACAGUAGUGUACCAGAAAACCUAGCUUCUAGUCUUCAUUAAUGUAUCAGUUUCAAAAAUGCUUCAAAGAAACCAGAACAUACUCCCUACAUUCACUAUUAUAAAGAACCUACUGGUACUGGAUUGUACAACUAUACCAAGGCUUAUUCUAAAGCUGGCUCUGUAUAACCUUAAUGCUGUUCUAACAAAACAUGUAUGGAUCAAAAUUCAAUUGCUAAUUAGAGUUGAAAUCCUUCUUGUCACUAUCCUUUUACUUUUCUAGCUCCCUGGGAUAAUGGUAAAAUAGUGCUAUCUCAUAAAAACUAGAGUCUCUAGCUGAGUGCUGGUACUCAUACCUUUAUACCUAGCU
This is a messenger RNA of Dipodomys spectabilis (banner-tailed kangaroo rat), 3237 nucleotides long. It is a transcript of the gene Mcmdc2, whose product is annotated as minichromosome maintenance domain containing 2. The transcript has 14 exons. The record is from RefSeq and is a predicted model, not a curated record. Bases 60 to 2105 code for a protein of 681 amino acids. Gene Ontology annotation, molecular function: single-stranded DNA helicase activity; DNA binding; ATP binding. Gene Ontology annotation, biological process: double-strand break repair via break-induced replication. Lineage: Eukaryota; Metazoa; Chordata; Mammalia; Rodentia; Heteromyidae.